GACAAUCUCGGGCUUGCAGCAUCUUGGUCCCGGGGCAAGGCGGGUGCCGGGCGGCCCGCUGCGUGGGGAACCCCGGGGCUGACUGAUCCGGGCCCCCCGCACUCCGAUGGGCUUGGCGGAGCCGGCGCCAUGGCCGCCCUGUACCAGAGCGCGGACCCGUCCGCCUCGGCCUCCCCCAACAAGCUACUGGCGCUGAAGGACGUGAGGCAGGUGAAGGAGGAGACCACCUUGGACGAGAAGCUUUUCCUGCUGGCCUGCGACAAAGGUGACUAUUACAUGGUUAAUAAACUCUUGGAGCAGAACAGCUCAGGUGACAUGAACAUAAAUUGUGUGGAUGUGCUUGGAAGAAAUGCUAUAACCAUUACCAUUGAAAAUGAAAACUUGGACAUAUUACAGCUGCUUUUGGAUUAUGGCUGUCAGUCAACAGAUGCACUUUUGGUGGCAAUUGACUCAGAAGUGGUGGGAGCUGUUGAUAUUUUACUUAAUCAUCGACCAAAACGAUCCUCAAGACCAACUAUUGUAAAACUUAUGGAGCGUAUUCAGAACCCAGAGUACUCAACAACUAUGGAUGUAGCGCCUGUCAUUCUAGCUGCUCAUCGUAACAAUUAUGAGAUCCUUACUAUGCUGUUGAAACAGGAUGUAUCUCUACCCAAACCUCACGCUGUUGGCUGUGAAUGCACCUUGUGCACGGCAAAGAACAAAAAGGAUAGCCUACGGCACUCCAGAUUUCGUCUUGACAUCUAUCGUUGUUUGGCCAGUCCUGCCUUAAUAAUGUUGACAGAGGAGGAUCCAAUCCUGAGAGCUUUUGAACUUAGUGCAGACUUAAAAGAGUUAAGUCUUGUCGAAGUUGAAUUCAGAAAUGAUUAUGAGGAACUAGCCCAGCAGUGCAAAACCUUUGCUAAAGAUUUACUUGCACAGGCACGGAACUCACGGGAGCUGGAAGUUAUCCUAAACCAUACAGCUAGUGAUGAGCAUGUGGACAAACGAGGAUUGUUAGAAGAGAGGAUGAAUUUGAGUCGCCUAAAACUUGCUAUCAAGUAUAACCAAAAGGAGUUUGUUGCCCAGUCUAACUGCCAGCAGUUUCUCAACACUGUGUGGUUUGGACAGAUGGCAGGCUACCGACGCAAGCACACGUGUAAGAAGAUUUUGACUGUUUUGACAGUUGGCAUCUUUUGGCCAGUUCUGUCUCUCUGUUACUUAUUAGCCCCUAAAUCUCGAGUAGGUCGAAUAAUUCACACUCCUUUUAUGAAGUUUAUUAUUCAUGGAGCUUCAUAUUUCACAUUCCUGCUAUUACUUAACUUGUAUUCACUGGUCUACAAUGAGGAUAAGAAGAAUACAAUGGGGCCAGCGCUUGAGAGAAUAGACUAUCUUCUGAUAAUAUGGCUUAUUGGAAUGGUGUGGUCAGAUGUCAAAAGACUUUGGUAUGAAGGCCUGGAAGACUUUUUAGAAGAAUCUCGGAAUCAGCUUAGUUUUGUCAUGAAUUCCCUCUAUUUGGCAACCUUUGCUCUCAAAGUAGUUGCUCAUAACAAGUUCCAUGAUUUUGCUGAUAGAAAGGACUGGGACGCAUUCCAUCCUACGCUGGUGGCAGAAGGUCUCUUUGCUUUUGCUAAUGUUCUUAGUUACCUUCGACUCUUCUUCAUGUAUACAACCAGUUCUAUCCUAGGACCACUUCAGAUUUCAAUGGGGCAGAUGUUGCAAGACUUUGGAAAAUUCUUGGGGAUGUUCCUUCUUGUCUUGUUCUCAUUCACAAUUGGAUUGACCCAACUGUAUGACAAAGGAUUUACUGUAAAUGAAGAGAAGGACUGUGCAGGGAUCUUCUGUGAACAGCAAAGCAAUGACACAUUCCAUUCGUUUAUUGGCACCUGCUUUGCUCUGUUCUGGUACAUAUUCUCCCUUGCACAUGUAGCAAUCUUUGUCACUAGAUUUAGCUACGGUGAAGAAUUGCAGUCUUUUGUGGGCGCUGUUAUUGUUGGUACCUACAACGUAGUGGUUGUGAUUGUCCUUACCAAGCUCUUAGUGGCGAUGCUUCAUAAAAGCUUUCAGCUGAUAGCAAAUCAUGAAGACAAAGAAUGGAAAUUUGCUCGUGCCAAGCUUUGGCUUAGCUACUUUGAUGAUAAAUGCACACUACCUCCACCUUUCAAUGUCAUUCCCUCUCCCAAGACUAUCUGCUAUCUCUUCAACAGUCUUAGUAAAUGGAUUGGCUCUCAUACUUCGACUGGCAAAGUCAAACGUCAGAAUAGCCUAAAGGAAUGGAGAAAUCUGAAACAAAAGAGGGAUGAGAAUUACCAAAAGGUGAUGUGUUGUUUAGUCCAUCGUUACUUAACCUCCAUGAGACAAAAGAUGCAAAGCAUGGAUCAAGCAACUGUGGAAAAUCUCAAUGAACUGCGGCAAGAUUUAUCAAAAUUCCGAAAUGAAAUGAGGGAUCUGCUUGGCUUUCGGACAUCUAAAUAUGCUAUGUUUUAUCCAAGAAACUAAGAUCCAGAUUUUAAAAGGAACGUGUCUAACUUUAGGUACUCACAGUUGAAAGUGUUGGUCUAAGUCUGUUGCCAGACCAAAUAGAAAAGCAAAUUUUUUGCACAACCUUAAAUUUGAAAAUGUAUUUGCAUGAGUUUCAGCUAAGUUCAAAAGAUGUGGAAAUGAAUGCAAAAACUGUCAUUCUUUUAAGCUCUUGAAGUAUGUAAUGUACCAGUAUGUAAAAUAUGUACAUAGCAUUUUACAAUAAAUGUUUCCCAAAAUAUGGAUUUUUGACAGGUCACAUUAGCUGUCAGGCUUUGGUCUUCAUAGCUGGCAUGUUGCAUUUAUUUCCCCUAUAUUUGCUGUUUUGUCCCUCUUGGUUACUGUUUUUUCAAGUUGUGGGAAAAGAUGGAGAUCUUAACAAUACUUAAAAAUAUACCUGGUGCUUUCGUAAUAGAAAUUUAACCAGUAUAUGAUUUAAAGUAGGUUGCAGAAGACUGCAUGACUCCGAAAAUGUUUUUGUACAUGAUGCUGUUGACUGAAUAUUAACAAUUGUAAAACAUUGGGAAAUGAAAUUCGUGAUUUGUUCCCUGAAAAUUGCAGGGUACUGUGGAUGCUGAACUCUGGACAUAGAGCCAAAAUAAGCUACCCAUCGCCAGAACUUUCAUGGAUUUGUUUAAAAUAGUUGUGUCCUCUCAAAACAUGUUAAGAUUUUUCAGGUAGCACCCUGUGUGUACAUUUGCAAUAUGCAACUCUUGGGAUUUGGGAUUUUUUUAAUUAGCCUCUUAAUUUUGAGUAGUGUUCAGAAAACCUUGUGUAUCUGGAUUACACACAGUUGUUCUUUGGCAUAGGAAAACAUAAUUUUUAACAAGAAUUAGAUAUCGGUCUAGAGCAUGAAUGUUACUUGUUUGCCAGGCUAAACAUUUCUUUUCUAUUAAAACAAAUGGAAAUACUGUACAAUUCUUUCUAUGUAAGAACAUACACUAUGCCUCGACAUUGGAAGAUGUGCAUUCAAAAGGCUCUCUUUUAGAGUAUGUAUACACCACAGCUGUGAAUGUGUUUUCCAGCACAAUAGUACUCCUGGGCGAAUUCUGCACCAAAAAAGUAUUAAAAAUUCUGCAACAAAAGAUUAAGAAUGUUGCGCACGUUUUAAAAUUCUGCUAAUUUUAUUUGUCAAUAACACUACAUAAUAAUGUCAGUUUCAA
This is a messenger RNA of Gopherus evgoodei (Goodes thornscrub tortoise), 3659 nucleotides long. It is a transcript of the gene TRPC1, whose product is annotated as transient receptor potential cation channel subfamily C member 1. The record is from RefSeq and is a predicted model, not a curated record. Gene Ontology annotation, molecular function: inositol 1,4,5 trisphosphate binding; protein binding; store-operated calcium channel activity. The transcript is spliced from 13 exons. Gene Ontology annotation, cellular component: membrane; cation channel complex. Gene Ontology annotation, biological process: manganese ion transport; regulation of cytosolic calcium ion concentration; calcium ion transmembrane transport. Lineage: Eukaryota; Metazoa; Chordata; Testudines; Testudinidae. Bases 130 to 2475 code for a protein of 781 amino acids.